AUGCAGCCGCGGCUCUGGCUCCUCCUUGUGGCGCAGCUCUCAGCUCUCCACAGUAGCUUGGCACUCCAUCAGACACCUGGAUCCCUAAUGGUUCAGACCCACCAAACAGCGAUCCUGUCCUGUGAGAUGAAAACUUCCCGCACUAAUAUGCGUAUCUACUGGCUGAGACAGCGCCAAGCCCCAAGCCUGAACAGUCACCAUGAGUUCCUGGCCCUCUGGGAUCCCAUGCAACGGACUGUGUAUGGCAACAAUGUGGUACAGAAGGAGCUAACUGUGUCUCAGAAUGGGCCACGGUUCACCCUCAACCUCACAAGGGUGAAGCCUUCCGACAGCGGAACCUACUUCUGCAUGGUUGUUGGGAACCCUGAGUUGACCUUCGGGAAAGGAACUCAGCUGCAUGUGGUUGAUGUUCUUCCCACCACUGCCCAGCCCACCAAGAAGCCCACCACCAAGAAAAAAGUACGACGGAUCACAAACCUACUUACCAGGAAGGGCCCAUCUUGUAGCCCCAUCACCCUUGGCCUGCUGGUGGCUGGCAUCGUGGUUCUGCUUGUGUCUCUGAGUGUGGCCAUCCACCUUCACUGCCUAUGGAGGAGAGCCCGGCUUCGCUUCGUGAAACAGUAA
Messenger RNA from Orycteropus afer afer, 624 nucleotides. RefSeq names its product CD8b molecule (gene CD8B). The record is from RefSeq and is a predicted model, not a curated record. The coding region runs from base 1 to 624 and encodes 207 amino acids. Gene Ontology annotation, molecular function: MHC class I protein binding; coreceptor activity. Gene Ontology annotation, biological process: regulation of immune response. Gene Ontology annotation, cellular component: cell surface. The transcript is spliced from 5 exons. NCBI's taxonomy places the organism in Eukaryota, Metazoa, Chordata, Mammalia, Tubulidentata, Orycteropodidae.